Molecule: messenger RNA, 1158 nt
Organism: Daldinia childiae
Lineage: Eukaryota; Fungi; Ascomycota; Sordariomycetes; Xylariales; Hypoxylaceae
Product: Adenylosuccinate synthetase
Exons: 3
Coding region: 1-1158 (385 amino acids)
Biological process (GO): IMP metabolic process; 'de novo' AMP biosynthetic process
Cellular component (GO): cytoplasm
Molecular function (GO): nucleotide binding; adenylosuccinate synthase activity
Source: RefSeq, a predicted model, not a curated record
AUGGCUACGAUCGUAUUAGGUGUUCAAUGGGGAGACCACAUGCUACCCUCGGGCCUACUUCAUCCCUCAACUAUAAAUAUAAUCGGACCCGGUGUUGUCCUGCACGUACCUACUUUCUUCUCCGAGCUCGCCAGCGUCGAGGGGAAAGGAAUCGUAAAUGCCCAAGAGAGACUCAAGGUCUCAACGCGGUGCGCACUAAACCUUGAUCUCCAUGCAGCCGUAGAUCGUCUUCGUGAAGGGCAGCUUGGAAAGAAGAACAUAGGUACUACAGGUAAAGGUAUUGGUCCUGCUUACAGCUCAAAGGCCGAGAGAAGCACCGUAGUUCUAGCCGAUCUACUUGACGAUGAUGAAUUCGGAGAUCGAAUCAGGGAGAUGGAACAGGACUAUAAACUGAGAUUCGGCGGGGACUUAGCCGGAUAUGACGUCGAAGCAGAAAUCAAAGAGCUCGAGAACUUCCGUGAGAAACUCCGCCCCUUUUCCAUAGACGACGUCGAAUUCCUCGAAGAGGCCCAAGAAAAAGGACAGAAAAUCCUCGUCGAAGGCGCACAAUCAGCCCUGCUAGACAACACAUACGGAACCUGGCCGUACGUAACGUCGACAACCACCACCUUCGGCGGUGUAAUGGCCGGACUGAAUCUCAACUACCGAAAGGUAGAUUCCGUGAUCGGCGUCCUGAAAGCAUACUGCACGCGAGUCGGAUGCGGCCCAUUUCCCACCGAGGACUUCGGCGCCGUCAACACCAAGCUGCAAGAAACAGGCCACGAGUUCGGCGUCACCACAGGACGCAGACGCCGUUGCGGCUGGCUGGACCUAGUCUCGGCAAAGUACUCCAACAGCGUCAACCACUACGACUCUUUGAACCUCACGAAACUCGACGUCCUCGAUACGUUUGAAGAGAUCCAGGUAGCGGUAGCUUACAAGCAUCCCGAUACCGGCGAUCUCAUAAACGCUUUCCCCGCCAGCGCGAAGCUCCUGUCCAGAGUCGAGGUCGUGUACAAGACCAUGAAAGGCUGGAAUACUACGACGACCGGCACCAAGAAAUUCGACGACCUACCCAAGGAGGCCCAGGACUACGUCACAUUUAUCGAAGACUUUCUCGGCGUUAGGAUUAAGUGGAUUGGAUGCGGACCCAAGCGAGAAGACAUCCUAACUCGCUAA